Messenger RNA from Rhipicephalus microplus (southern cattle tick), 864 nucleotides. Its product is annotated as glycine receptor subunit alpha-2. NCBI's taxonomy places the organism in Eukaryota, Metazoa, Arthropoda, Arachnida, Ixodida, Ixodidae. The record is from RefSeq and is a predicted model, not a curated record. Gene Ontology annotation, biological process: monoatomic ion transmembrane transport. Gene Ontology annotation, molecular function: extracellular ligand-gated monoatomic ion channel activity; transmembrane signaling receptor activity. Gene Ontology annotation, cellular component: membrane.
AGAUAUAAGUUGUUCUUGAAUUUUUAUUUUUCAGUGUCGCAUACGACUGACGACCUGGUAUUCGAGUGGAACGAUCGAGAUCCACCCGUGGUACACACCGAUUUUCACCUGCCUCAGCUCGACCUAGAGUACACCGACCCACAAGACUGUACGGAGUCCUAUUCGACAGGUAACUUCACCUGCCUCCAGCUCACGUUCAAGCUGAAGCGACGACUGGGCUACUACAUGUUCCACACCUACAUCCCCACCUGCCUGAUUGUCGUCAUGUCCUGGGUCUCGUUCUGGAUAAAGCCGGAAGCUGUGCCGGCCAGGGUGACGUUGGGCGUCACCAGCCUCCUCACCCUGUGCACGCAACACGCCAAGAGCCAGGCCGACCUGCCUCCCGUGUCGUACAUCAAGGCCAUCGACAUCUUCAUGUCCUCCUGCACUGUGUUCGUGUUCGCCUCGCUCAUGGAGUACGCCGUCGUGAACGUCAUACUCGAAGACGGCUACAAGCACUUCGACGUAGUGCGAAGACGUGGGGAUCUGGAUAAUCCGUCCGAGCCAAGCUGGAGAGAACAAGGCCGACUUCGGGCUCUGCUCAUCGACAGAGUGUCGCGCGUGGUUUUUCCCACGAGCUUCGUGUUUCUGAACGUCUUCUACUGGUUCUUUUACGUGGUCUUCGCGUGACGCCAGUGCGUCACCGCAAACACGACGACAGAGCCUGACAUGCAAUGCUAUCGCACAGCUACUAGAGAGAGUCAGCGCGUCUGUUAUACGCGUGUAUAUAAAGCAACAGUGUUAUCGAAAUGCAUGGUUGCCCCACGAUGGUUGUGACACCUUGCAAAACUUCAUCUAACCGCAAAUUUCAGACUUGCAUCUGUA